GCAAAGAAAGUGAAAUAAUGGAACAAGUAAAGAAGCAGCAUCCCCAAACACGAGUUUUUAUCUUGUUAUUGAUUAUCCUAUUGUCUUUAACAAGCAAAUCAUCAGGAUCAUCAUCAUCGGAGUCAUCAAAAAAUACAAAGCAUCACUUUGUUCUAGUGCAUGGAUCGUGCCACGGAGCAUGGUCGUGGUACAAGGUUAUUACACUUCUCAAAUCACGGGGUCACAAUGUGACUGCCUUAGACUUGGCAGCUUCAGGGGUCAACCAAAAGAAGGCUUCGGAACUUAAAUCAAUUUCUGAGUACUUUGAACCUCUGACUAAGUUCAUGGCUUCAUUAGUGGAUGAAGGUCAAAGAGUAGUUCUUGUUGGUCAUAGCUUUGGUGGCUUUGCCAUAUCCUAUGCCAUGGAGCAUUUUCCUCACAAGAUUUCUGUGGCUGUUUUUAUCACUGCUUUCAUGCCGAGUCCACUCAACGUUUCCACCGUCUAUCAAAUGGAUUGGAAUCUAGCAAUAACGUUGAUGAGACCAUUUAGAUUAUUCAGCAACGAAGAUGUAACAAAGGUGCUAACUCUAUCACAUGCAAAAUACGGUUCUGUAAGUCGUGUUUAUGUUGUGUCCGAGAAAGAUGUUUUGAUCACUCCAAAUCUUCAACGACGGAUAAUUAAAGACAAUCCUCCAAAUCGUGUGGUUGAGAUUGCUGGAUCAGAUCACAUGGUCAUGAUGUCCAAACCGAAAGAUCUUUACCUGCAACUACAAUCCAUUGCUGCUAAUUAUGAUUGACUGAAUAUAUAAUUAUGUUCUAUACAAAUAAUAUAAUACAAUACUCCAAUCCUUGCUAUACAUUACAUGAGUCAUGUAACAAAUAAAUGAA
Messenger RNA from Arachis ipaensis, 867 nucleotides. NCBI's taxonomy places the organism in Eukaryota, Viridiplantae, Streptophyta, Magnoliopsida, Fabales, Fabaceae. The record is from RefSeq and is a predicted model, not a curated record.